GCCCUCCCUCUCGACCUGCAGCCGCGGGGCGGCAUGAGGAGAGCCGGGGGCGGCUGGCGGGGCCGCAGCUGAGGCGCGGCGGCGGGGAGCCGCCAUGUCGCUCCUGUGCGUGCGAGUAAAAAAAGCUAAACUGCAAGGACCUCCAGAUAAAUUCAAUACGUAUGUGACCCUGAAAGUGCAAAAUGUGAAGAGCACAACAGUAGCAGUGCGAGGUGACCAACCAUGCUGGGAACAGGACUUCAUGUUUGAGAUCAGUCGGCUGGACCUGGGCCUAAUUGUCGAAGUAUGGAACAAAGGACUUAUCUGGGACACGCUGGUUGGGACCGUGUGGAUUGCUUUGAAAGCCAUUCGCCAAUCUGAUGAGGAAGGUCCUGGGGAGUGGUCUACAUUAGAGGCAGAAGUUGUAAUGAAACGUGAUGAAAUCUGUGGAACCAAAAACCCGACUCCUCAUAGAAUUUUGCUGGACACAAGAUUUGAACUACCUUUUGAUAUCCCUGAAGAGGAAGCCAGAUAUUGGACCAGAAAAUUAGAACAAAUAAAUUCACUGGGAGAUGAUGAGUAUUCCUUUCAGGAGGAGGUCCAGAAGAAACCGUUGCCCAGUGCUGCCUCCCAGUGUUCCUUUGAAGAUGCUGACAGUGCUGUGGAUGAUCGAGACAGUGACUAUCGCAGUGAGACCAGCAACAGCAUUCCUCCUCCGUACCACACGACCGCGCAGCCCAAUGCCUCAGUGCACCAGUUCACCGUCCCAUCACGCCUGCAGCAGCAAGGAGUCUUGCGGGAUUCCUGUGCUGACUCCCUGCAGAAUUAUGAUGUGGAUUAUCGGGAGCACGUGGCCAUCAGGCGAUAUGGUAGCAUAGACUCCAUUGUGAGUGGCCGAACUGACCUAGAGUCCACAUCUGAGUCUAGUCAAAUGACAAGCCGCCAGUGCUCGCUAGAGAGCAGGCACUCUCUAGAUCUGUCUGAUAGUCCUGCUGGCAGUAGUAGAUAUGGCUCCUCUUGUAAUGUCAGCCAGGGAAGCUCUCACCUGAGUGAGCUGGAUCAUUCCCAUGAAAGCGCCCAUGGCUCUGAGCAAGAUGAUGAACAUCAGGAACGAGAGUCAAAUUACUCCCACCACAGUUUGGUCAGCUACCAUAAGGACAGUCAGACAUGGCUCAAGGAGCAAGAGGAGCCUCGCAGCAAAGGAGAGGAGGAGAUCUCUGAGACAGAGGGGAAGCAUGCAGAUCAUUCUACAGCUAAGUUACCCCUGGAACUUGACAAGUCCAAGGAUGUUGAUGCGGCAGCCCAAGUGAGGUACCACGGUGACAACGAACCACCACCAUUUUCUCCAGCGAGAGCCCAUUGGAUUCGAGCCAUUAACAAAGUUCGAAUGCAGCUUCAAGAGGGUCAAGAUGAGGCUGAUCCCUCAAAACCACCCUGGCUCAAAGGAGGGCCUGCAGGUGGUCUCUAUGGCAUUGACAGCAUGCCCGAUCUACGCAAAAAAAAGCCAAUCCCACUUGUCAGUGAUCUGGCCAUGUCACUGGUUCAGUCCCGGAAAGCCGGAAUUACCUCAGCAAUGGCCACCAGAACAUCUCUCAAAGAUGAAGAGCUGAAAUCUCAUGUCUAUAAGAAGACCUUGCAAGCCUUAAUUUACCCUAUCUCUUGUACAACCCCACACAACUUUGAAGUAUGGACAGCCACAACUCCUACCUACUGCUAUGAAUGUGAGGGGCUGUUGUGGGGUAUUGCACGGCAGGGAAUGCGCUGCGCUGAAUGUGGAGUCAAGUGCCAUGAGAAGUGCCAAGACUUGCUCAACGCUGACUGCUUACAGAGAGCAGCAGAGAAGAGCUCAAAGCAUGGAGCUGAGGAUCGAACCCAGAAUUUCAUCAUGGCCAUGAAGGAUCGCAUGAAAAUCCGUGAGCGGAACAAGCCAGAGAUCUUUGACUUGAUCAGAGAUGUGUUCUGUGAGAGCAAAUUGACACAUGCUCAGCAAAUGAAGACAGUGAAGCAAAGUGUGCUCGAUGGCACCUCAAAAUGGUCAGCAAAGAUCACGAUCACAGUGGUGUGUGCUCAGGGUCUACAGGCCAAAGACAAGACUGGUUCCAGCGAUCCGUAUGUAACUGUUCAAGUGGGUAAAACAAAGAAGAGGACAAAAACAAUUUUUGGGAAUUUGAAUCCUGUGUGGGAAGAGAAGUUUUAUUUUGAGUGCCAUAAUUCCUCCGACCGGAUCAAGGUGCGAGUGUGGGAUGAGGACGACGACAUCAAGUCUCGAGUCAAACAGAGGCUGAAGCGUGAGUCGGAUGAUUUCCUGGGGCAGACAAUCAUUGAAGUCCGUACACUGAGCGGAGAAAUGGAUGUGUGGUACAACCUUGAGAAAAGAACAGAUAAGUCUGCAGUGUCUGGGGCCAUCCGUCUGCAAAUCAAUGUGGAGAUCAAAGGCGAGGAGAAGGUGGCUCCAUAUCACAUUCAGUACACUUGCCUUCAUGAGAACCUCUUUCACCAUCUCACAGAUGUGCAAGGGAAUGGGGUGGUGAAGAUCCCCGAUGCCAAAGGAGAUGAUGCCUGGAAGGUGUAUUUUGAUGAGACAGCUCAAGAGAUUGUGGAUGAAUUUGCAAUGCGCUACGGCAUUGAAUCAAUAUACCAGGCCAUGACGCAUUUUGCGUGUCUUUCUUCCAAAUACAUGUGCCCAGGUGUACCAGCUGUGAUGAGCACCUUACUUGCCAAUAUCAACGCUUACUAUGCGCACACAACUGCCUCCACAAACGUGUCUGCUUCAGACCGCUUUGCAGCCUCCAAUUUUGGGAAAGAACGAUUUGUUAAGCUACUGGACCAGCUUCAUAACUCACUUCGGAUCGAUCUCUCCAUGUAUAGGAAUAACUUCCCAGCCAGCAGCCGGGAACGGCUGCAGGACCUGAAGUCUACAGUGGAUUUGCUGACCAGCAUCACUUUUUUCAGGAUGAAGGUUCAAGAGCUUCAGAGUCCUCCUCGAGCCAGCCAGGUAGUGAAGGACUGUGUAAAAGCCUGUCUCAACUCCACAUACGAGUACAUUUUCAACAACUGUCAUGAACUGUACAGUCGCGAGUACCAGACAGAUCCUAACAAAAAUCAGGAUCUUCCUCCUGAGGAACAGGGUCCCAGUAUCAGGAACUUGGACUUCUGGCCCAAACUCAUCACUUUGAUAGUUUCCAUCAUAGAGGAGGACAAGAAUUCUUACACCCCAGUACUGAAUCAGUUUCCUCAGGAGCUUGCUGUUGGUAAGAUCAGUGCAGAGGUGAUGUGGAGUCUUUUUGCCCAGGAUAUGAAAUACGCCAUGGAAGAGCACGAGAAACACAGACUGUGUAAGAGCGCGGACUAUAUGAAUUUACACUUCAAAGUGAAGUGGCUGUACAACGAAUAUGUUCGUGAUCUGCCUGCCUUCAAGGGAAAAGUGCCUGAAUAUCCAGCGUGGUUUGAGCAGUUUGUGAUGCAGUGGCUGGAUGAAAAUGAAGAUGUUUCCUUAGAGUUCCUGCAUGGUGCUCUAGAGAGAGAUAAGAAAGAUGGGUUCCAGCAAACAUCUGAGCAUGCUCUAUUCUCUUGCUCAGUGGUGGAUGUCUUCACUCAACUAAAUCAGAGCUUUGAGAUCAUUAAGAAGUUGGAGUGCCCAGACCCUGUCAUUGUUGCUCAUUAUAAUAGGAGGUUUGCUAAGACUAUUGGGAAAGUGCUGAUGCAGUAUGCUGACAUCCUCUCCAAGAGCUUCCAGUCCUACUGUUCCAAGGAGAAACUGCCCUGCAUCCUGAUGAAUAACAUCCAGCAGCUGAGAGUGCAGCUAGAGAAGAUGUUUGAAGCCAUGGGUGGUAAAGAGCUGGAUGUAGAAGCAAGUGACCAUCUCAAAGAGCUCCAGGUGAAGCUGAAUAACGUUUUGGAUGAACUGAGUGCAGUGUUUGGUAACAGCUUUCAGACUCGUAUUGAUGAGUGCGUCAAGCAGAUGUCUGAUAUCCUCUGUCAAGUGAAAGGGACAGGAAAUGUUGCUGCUAAUGCCAGAAACACGGUUGCACAAGAUGCAGAUAACGUCCUGAGGCCAUUAAUGGAUUUCCUGGAUGGAAACCUGACACUGUUUGCAACUGUGUGUGAAAAGACAGUGCUAAAACGAGUGCUGAAAGAGCUCUGGAGGGUGGUAAUGAAUACCAUGGAGAAGCUGAUUGUGCUGCCUCCUCUUACAGACCAUACGGGCACACAGUUGAUUUUCAGUGCUGCUAAAGAACUGGGACACUUGUCAAAGUUGAAGGAUCAUAUGGUGAGAGAAGAAACCAGGAGCCUCACUCCCAAGCAAUGUGCUGUUUUGGAUCUAGCACUGGAUACCAUCAAACAAUAUUUCCAUGCUGGCGGGAAUGGACUGAAGAAAACUUUCUUGGAGAAGAGUCCCGACCUGCAGUCACUUCGAUAUGCUCUUUCUCUCUACACUCAGACCACAGACACUCUCAUCAAAACUUUUGUCCAGACGCAGACAGCUCAGGUGCAUGAUGGGAAAGGUAUUAGGUUUACGGCUAAUGAGGACGUUCUUCCUGAUAAGGCCUCUGGUGUGGAUGACCCUGUGGGUGAAGUGUCCAUACAGAUCGACCUGUAUACCCAUCCAGGAACUGGGGAACACAAGGUCACAGUGAAAGUUGUGGCAGCCAACGACCUGAAGUGGCAGACAUCAGGCAUGUUCCGUCCAUUCGUUGAAAUCACCAUGAUUGGGCCUCACCAGAGUGACAAGAAGAGGAAGUUCACAACCAAGUCAAAAAGCAACAACUGGGCUCCCAAAUACAAUGAAACCUUUCACUUCAUACUGGGGAACGAGGAUGGCCCUGAUGCCUACGAGCUCCAAGUUUGUGUGAAGGACUACUGCUUUGCUCGGGAGGAUCGGGUGCUUGGCAUAGCAGUGAUGCAGCUCAGAGACAUAGCAGACAAAGGAAGCUGUGCUUGCUGGUGCCCUCUGGGGCGCAGGAUUCACAUGGAUGAGACUGGACUUACAGUCCUGAGGAUUCUUUCCCAAAGAACCAACGAUGAGGUUGCAAAAGAAUUUGUGAAGUUGAAAUCUGAGUCCCGUUCCACUGAGGAAGGCACCUGAGCUGAGCUGUGUGGUCUUUCCUUUUCUCUUCUGCCUCGUGCCAAUAUGUGCAAGUGUUCAACAGUCCUCUUUUAUUAAUUACAAAAGGUUUUUUCAUGUUAUCUUUGUCAGCUCCAAUAGCGCACGUGUGCCGUAGAGGAAACAAAUCCAUCAAUCUGAUGUGAAUUAUUUAUUUUUUAGUAGCUGGAUAAGACAUCGUAGAGAACAAGACAAUCUCUUCCUAUUUAAGAUGCAAAUUCUGCUUUGUGUAUAUAAAUUAUUUUAUAUUGCAGGCUGGGUAUGCUGGGUUUUGUUGAUACGCAGCACUGUGAUUUUAUCCUCUGAAACUGGCAGACGUUAAAAAGGUUCUGCAUAAUCACACUACGAAACAAACCAACUGCAUGGAAAUUGGGAGAGUGAUUUGGGGGUUUGGCAAAACACAGUUAUCUCAUUGAAUUCAUGUGCUGUGGAGCUGCCAAAGGGUGUUCCUGCACAGAGUGCACUAGUGUCUCAAUCUGUUACGCAGACACCUCAACGUCUGCUUAAAAAAAGAAGUUGCAAAUUGCUCUGGAGAUGUACCCCAAAUGAAUGUACAGCUGUGGAUGUGCUGCUGUGAGCAUGAACAUGACCAGUGGAACAAGUGCAGAGGGCCUAAGAUCUUAUAGCCAAAAACUGCAAAGGCAACACACCAGGAGCAGGAUGCAGCUGCCCUGCAUUGUAACUAGAUGCUGUGUUGUAGAGAAUAUAAAAUCCCCACGUGCUGCUGGGAAUCCUGCAUCACCAUGUGGGUGCUGUAAGCUGCUGAGCUCCACGAGUCACACUUUGACUACCAUGACCAACCUGAUAAGGAAGGGAACAACAUCACAGCCAUUACAAAUAAUACGGCUACUAUUUACUUUUUCCACUUCAAUAUUCUUUUGUUAGGGAGUUGCUCUGGUUUUGUUUGGUUGGUUGUGGUUUUUUUUUUGUUGUUCUGUUUUGUUUUAUUUCUUUUUUAUAAUUUAAUACUUGCAGGUUUUCUGUAGCAUUUUGUUACCCUGGAGGCCAUUCCUCCUCAUAAACCCAGAAAUAAUGGCUUGGAAGAGAACUACACGUCUCCCCUCUGCAUGCACUCACCCUUUUAAGUGCAGGUGGAGGGGCAGCAGGUCUGUUUGGUUCUGAUCUUGAAGCUGCUGCUGGCCAUGCCGUGGUUGAUCCAUGUUGAUCGUCAUUAAUCUGUGAUUUAAUGAUACAGUUGAAAAUAUUUUUGCACUAUCUUGAAAAACCAUACUAGUUUUGUUUUCUUGCAAAAUAAAACAGCGUCCUGAGCAAAGUGAUUGUGGGGAUGUCAGAAAUUUUGUGAACAGGAAGCUCUGGAGUAAUGAUUGUAACCAGGUAUGGUUUUUUUUGAUUUUUUCUUCACUAAGGGGAUAUUUGCUAUUUCCAGCUGCCCUUGUACUGUGGAAGGUGCAGCUGGAACAAGCCAGUCCUUGUCCAUAAAGUACUGUAAUACUGUCAAUAAAUUCAAGGACUGGCUAUUGAAUGACUUUUUUUUUUUCCUUUUUUUUUGUAUUUUCUUUUCUAUUUUGUCUGACACUUGUACAGCUGUAUGAUAUGACUGCUGUAUUCCAUGGGCUUGCUUGUAGAGUUGAGACUGCACAUCUGCUUCGUUCGUGUCUGUGGUGUACUACGGUAGUGCUCUCCUAAACUUCACGCUAUUUGUCACAGCUCUGAGUUGUUGUACGUGCCAUCGUUACGAGAACUGUUAGUACAGUCUUUAAUAAACUCUUUUAGCAGCAUCUGGAGUUGUCUGUUGAAGUAUAACUGUGAUUGGGCUUGCCAAAUCAUGUAGGUUAGAAUUGCUACUUGCAACUUUGCAAAUUACUCUCAUGUAGUACGUAGGCUUUUCCUUAGUACUGUAGAUGCCCAGCACAGUGUAUGAGUCAGGUAAUUCCCUCUUACUCUGUGGUAGAGUACCUCUGUCUUUGAUGUCUUUUCCUGGAGUUCUUGGCUUCUGAUAGAGCACUGAGACAGAAAAACAUAGAGAAUUAGCAUACUUCCUUUUGUUUGCCUAUCUUGCCUUUGAGUUUCCUUUGUAUUCAGGUAUUGCCUCCUGCUGGUGCUAAAUGGAAGCCUCGGGCAGGCAGUAGGGUACCUUACCAAUAACACGUGAAGAAAAAUAAUUGUAUACCAAAAUGGAUUGACAGCUUUCAGUCUGAUGAGCAUUAAUACUAUGUAGAUGAUGUUGAUGAGAUGAAAGAAUAAACCUUCUUGUUGUCAAGUAAA
This is a messenger RNA of Gallus gallus (chicken), 7309 nucleotides long. It is a transcript of the gene UNC13B, whose product is annotated as unc-13 homolog B. Gene Ontology annotation, molecular function: calcium ion binding; calmodulin binding; phospholipid binding. Lineage: Eukaryota; Metazoa; Chordata; Aves; Galliformes; Phasianidae. Bases 95 to 5065 code for a protein of 1656 amino acids. The record is from RefSeq and is a predicted model, not a curated record. The transcript has 42 exons. Gene Ontology annotation, biological process: synaptic vesicle maturation; synaptic vesicle priming; neuromuscular junction development. Gene Ontology annotation, cellular component: presynaptic membrane; synaptic vesicle membrane; plasma membrane.